GAAAAAGAAAAAUUCUCUCGGUGCGUUUCAGAAGAGUAACGCAGCUUCUAGCAGACUCCUUUGUGGCCGCAACGCAGCCUCAUCUCGCAGCGUCUCUCCGCCGUCCCCGCCGGCUUUUGGCCUACCGAAUCGCCAUCCGCCGUUGCUUGGAUUUUCAAUUAGCAGAUCGAUUAUCGACCAGGGCUUCUAUGCUGUCUCGAUUGUAGGUUGUCUGUCUCCAAUUAUCAAGUCAAGGGUUACUCGACUUGGAGACCGAGGAGUCGAGAAUCAAGUCACCCCUUUGAAGAAUUGAAGAGGAUGAUGUAAUCUGCUACAACUCCCUUUCAAGCGGAUACUGCAAGAAAAUUGUGUCAUGGCUAUGCAUUGUAGUUUCUGUUUUGAAUCAAAGACUCGGGUUCCUGGACUAUAUCUUAAUUUUAUCACCUGCCAUUUAAUUUUUCACUUGACUCGAGUACAUCCUGUUGAAAACUUGAGAUUUUGAAUAUUCUAUCAUUUUAGGAGUUGACUCUGCAUGCUUCAACCGAAGAUGGUGGAGAUAAUGGAAUCCAAUGGCGAUAAAAGAGAUGAAAAGGAAAUUGUGGAAGAACAAGGCUCUGUCAUCUCACCAACUGUCAAGGAUCAAAACACUCUUUACAUUCAGCCAUCUCAGCAUGAAAAUGUAUUUCAGGAUACUAAGAAAUGUUCAUUCCUGGAUAUCAUUAGAAAUAUUCCUCAUGGCAACAAGUUUAGGAAACUUGGUCCUUCCCCUUCAGCCAAGUUUCGUCAAUUUGCAUAUGAACGAGAUGAGUUCUCUCGUUCAGUGAUCUCUGAGCAGAGUCCUACACAACAGUCCCGUGUGUUCUUGGUCAGAAGAAUUGAUUGGGCAUCCUUAUGGUCAAUGUGCAAAGAAUGGUUUAGAGAUCCCAUGAAUAUCGCACUUUUCAUCUGGAUUUCUAUUGUCGCAAUAUCUGGUGCUAUCCUAUUCAUGGUUAUGACAGGAAUGCUAAAUUCCGCUUUACCAAAUAAGUCUCAAAGAGACGCCUGGUUCGAAGUUAACAAUCAGAUCUUGAAUGCAUUAUUCACUCUAAUGUGCCUCUAUCAGCACCCGAAGAGAUUCUACCAUCUUGUGCUUCUGUGUCGAUGGGGACCAAAUGACAUUCUGGUGCUCAGAAAAAUUUACUGCAAAAACGGCAUGUACAAACCUAAUGAAUGGAUGCAUAUGAUGGUUGUGGUUUCUCUUCUCCAUCUGAAUUGUUUCGCACAGUAUGCUCUGUGUGGUCUCAACUUGGGUUAUCCCAGAUCCAAGCGACCUGCAAUUGGAGUUGCAUUGUGCAUCUCGGUAUCCAUUGCUGCUCCAGCUUUUGCUAGCGUGUACAAUAUUCUCAGUCCCCUCGGGAGGGAUUAUACAAGUGAAACUGAUCCAGAAGCACCAGCCAAGAUUGUUUCAACCGCUGAGGGGUUGACUCCACGGGUAAAAUCCCUUGAAAAAAAGUUCUCUUUUGUUGUAAAAGAAGACCAAAAUUUGGCACAGAGUAAACCAGAAUGGGUAGGUGGUCUAUUUGAUCUCUGGGACGACAUUUCCCUCGCAUAUCUUUCAAUCUUCUGCAGCUGUUGCAUAUUUGGGUGGAAUAUGGAGAGGCUUGGAUUCGGCAACAUGUAUGUUCAUAUUAUGACUUUUCUUCUCUUUUGCCUGGCUCCUUUCUUCAUCUUCAACCUGGCAGCUGUCAAUAUCAACAACGAGGCGGUCAGAGAGGCACUGGGGGUUUCAGGCAUUCUGCUGUGCUUUUUCGGUCUGCUCUACGGUGGCUUUUGGAGGAUUCAGAUGAGGAAGAAAUACAAUCUUCCUUCAAGCACAUUUUGCUGCGGGCACGCCUCAUCGACCGACUGCUUUCAGUGGCUUUUCUGUUGCUCGUGCUCUCUCGCGCAGGAGGUGAGGACAGCAGAUUACUAUGAGAUCGUGGAGGACAAGCUACGUGACAAACAGAACGACGAUGGCCAGCUCGAAGAUGGCACACCUCUGUUUAGAUCCACUCCGGGUUCUCCUUUCCAAGGCCGGUCCAGUCCGUCGAUCUUUCGGAUGGAAUAUAGGACGACUCCUGUAAGUUAUUCUGCGGGACAGACUCCAGAGAUGCAUUCGCCUGUUGCUGCACAAGGAUUUCCAUCAGUUACACGAAAAGAAGGCAAUAUGUCACCGGCUAUUUCUACUGCAGAGUAAAUUGUGUUCUCUUUCACUCCUUUUCUUUCAGCAUUUUGAGUUUGUGAUUGUUUGUAAAUUUGGCUUUGCCCACAGACUGAACGAGUUAUUGUAGUGUAUCUGAAAUAUUCCCAUUCCAUGAUCAAA
Messenger RNA from Zingiber officinale, 2320 nucleotides. RefSeq lists its product as uncharacterized. Gene Ontology annotation, molecular function: cyclase activity. Bases 512 to 2194 code for a protein of 560 amino acids. The record is from RefSeq and is a predicted model, not a curated record. The transcript has 4 exons. NCBI's taxonomy places the organism in Eukaryota, Viridiplantae, Streptophyta, Magnoliopsida, Zingiberales, Zingiberaceae. Gene Ontology annotation, biological process: sesquiterpene biosynthetic process.